CAAUAUGGCGGACGAAAUCAUUUCAAAUCUCCUGGUGGUCAUUCUUGAUGCCAAUCCGGUGUGGUGGGGGAGAAUUGUUUGUGAAGGAAAUCCGUCGAAUGGACACGAACAACAACAGAUCAGUUUGACACAUUGCGUGGACAGUCUCAUGGUGUUUUGUAACGCUCAUCUAAUGAUGAAACACAACAAUUGUCUUUCUUUCAUUGUGUCACACACAAGCACAAGCAAGUUUGUGUUUCCAAAAGAAAAUGCUACCGACAGUGUCAAUGACAAUGCUCAGAAAGAUCUCCCAUCAGAUGGGAAAUAUGAAGGGUUUGCUGACGUCAAUGAUGUCAUCAUCACUGAACUGAAGAGUCUGUUAUCUACAGAAGAUUCAAAAGUGGAUGACCACAGCUCAGAGGUGCCUCCCACUCUUCUUGCUAGUGCCUUGACCAUGGCCUUAUGUUAUAUUCACAGAGCAGAGAAAGAAUGCCCAGUUGGGCAGAAACUCAAGUCUCGAAUUUUGGUUUUGAAAGCUGCACCAGAUGUAUCUACACAAUAUAUGCCAAUAAUGAAUUGCAUUUUUGCUGCUCAAAAAAGUAACACUGUGAUUGAUGCCUGUGUACUAGAUGAACACUCAGGAUUUUUGCAGCAGGCAGCUGACAUAACAGGUGGAGUGUAUCUCAAAGUACCACAGACUUUUGCUUUACUUCAAUACCUACUGUGGGUGUUUCUUCCCGAGCCGUCAGUCCGUGAACAGUUGAUUCUUCCCUCAUCAGUACACAUUGACUACAGGGCUGCGUGUUUUUGCCACAGGCGACUUGUGGACAUUGGUUUUGUUUGUUCAGUUUGUUUAUCAAGUAAGACUUAUAACACUCUCAAAGCCAUCUAUUUUGACCUAUUUCAAAUAGGCAGGAGCCUCAAAGUAAGAGUAUACCUUACCAGAGAGCUACACUGUAAGAACAAACCAAACAUACCCUGUAUCUUGAUUCUCACUCCCAGUGGACGAGAGAGUUAUUUAACAGAUAGUUAUUAUAAAAGGCCGAUUUGCUCUUUUUUUCAGUAUUAAUCAAUUACCAUUUGCUCCAAUUCUGGCCCUCUUUCCGUCACGCAACUCUUCACACUUAGGAAAGAGGGUCCCCUUUUUGUAAGUGCAGCAUUGUGUGACAGAGAGGGCCAGUACUGGACAACAUUAAUUUCUGGUUAUGAUCAAGAAUGGAAAAGUUUGGAAGUUUGGGAGAACCAAAAAUGCCAUUUGAACAUGAGCUGCAAACAUUAGUGUUUUCAUACACUAGUUUUUCUGAGUUUUGGGUCUCUCAUACAGGUUUAUUUCUAAUACAACUUUAAAUUAGUUUUCACACUAUUCCGAACUGUAAUUUGUGAAAUCUUCUGCAACCGAAAUGUGGUUUGUUUUUCUUUUGCUGUUUUUUGCAGUUUAUUGCCAGUUCAUUCCACUCUGUCUCACCUGCCAGUAAGUUUGUGUUGACUUGACUGUCAAUCUUAAAACACUUAACACAAGAUUUUCUCAAUGUCAAGUUUUUGUGCUUUUGGUGAAUUGUGAAAAUUUGAUUCACAAAAAAAUAGAGACUUACUGAAUAAAAGAAAUGUUAAACAAAUCAGAACCAAUCAGAACUCAAAGAAAGGGUGGGAAAAAGUGCUGAGGGGAAGUCACGAUUGAUUUUGAUUGGUUAGGAAAUAGCAAGUUUGUUCUGAUUGGUUAGAGAGAGAUAGUACUUGCCAUGAAAAUGCAAACCAAAGAAAACACAUUUCCUAUGGCCUAGAUGGUCAACUGAAACAGCCAAAUGUUGGUCUUCGUAAGUUAACCAUUUCCCAAACUCUGUUCCAGGACAAGAUUUAAACUUCCAGCCCUCCCCAUUGUGAGACCAAAGAAGAAGAAGAAAGAAAACACAGCCCCUGGAAAAUA
Molecule: messenger RNA, 1903 nt
Organism: Orbicella faveolata
Lineage: Eukaryota; Metazoa; Cnidaria; Anthozoa; Scleractinia; Merulinidae
Product: general transcription factor IIH subunit 3-like
Biological process (GO): regulation of DNA-templated transcription; nucleotide-excision repair
Cellular component (GO): transcription factor TFIIH core complex; transcription factor TFIIH holo complex
Source: RefSeq, a predicted model, not a curated record